Molecule: messenger RNA, 3907 nt
Organism: Bursaphelenchus xylophilus (pine wood nematode)
Lineage: Eukaryota; Metazoa; Nematoda; Chromadorea; Rhabditida; Aphelenchoididae
Source: the annotation of a GenBank genome assembly
AUGAUGCGGUCCCUCGCAGCAUUAUUAAUUCAGUUCUCGUUCGCUUCCGGGUUGAAGUUUCUUUUGUACAAUCCGGACAAUCCGGGCGCCAGCAAGUCCCAUGUGAUCCUGGUCGAUAAAUUGGGCGAUUUGUUGGUGAAUGCGGGCCAUGAAGUGGUAAGCCGUGUUUUUGUUCUUUUUUAGGUUGAAAAUGCAACGCACUUUCCGCAAAGGCGAUUUUUUUUGAUGGAACAAGUAAAAAUUUUUCAGGGUUAAUGUCAUCCUUCGAUUUUGUAAAAAUUUUUUUUACAAGGAAAGUACUUCUAUGGGGUGUGGAGUUACAGGUCGAGGCAUAUAUCAAAAUAAUCACAAUUUUUUUCUGAUUCAGAAUAUGUAAAAAUUAGCUGCCUUAUUUUGGUUUAUAAGGGUGAAAAAAUCCUCAGAACUCUUCUCGCAACACCACGAAAAUGCCUUUUUGGUGGUGUCUUGACAAGCCUUACAAUAUCAAAUUUGAUUAAUACUACACCUUAAUUAGUAGUUCCUAUAUAAAAAGGGGCAUUCGCGUGGUGUUCCGGGAAAAAUUCUGAGGAUUUUUCACCCUUACAGACCAAAAAUAGGCAGCUAACUUUUACAUAUUCUGAAUCAGAAAAAUUUUGCGAUUUUUUUGAUGUAUGUCUCGACCUGUAACUCCAUACCCCAUUCAAGUACUUUCCUUGUUAAAUUUGCCAGUCAAGCUUUUUAUAAAAUCGAGUUUCUUGUUUUUGCCGUAUUUUACCAAUUUGCAAUUUUUUUUGCAGGUUACAUACAUGCCGUAUGUCAACGAAGUUUCAUUUGCAAAUUUCACUCGAAAGUCUGACCUCUUGUUGUAUAAAGUCUCAAUGGACGUUCCAAAAUUCGCACAGAACACGAAUAUCUGGCUGAGAGAUUUUGAAGUCACCGAAAUCGCAGCUGUAAGCGAAAAAAAUCAAUUUUUAUGUCAUCAAAAUUCUUUACGCCGACUUUUCAGUGGAUGAAACAAUUAGGUGAUGUUGCGACACGCUCUUGUAAAAUUCAGUUGGAAGACGAGGCGCUGAUGCAGCGACUACGCGACGAGAACUUUGAUUUCGGUUUGGUCGAGUACUUUGAUCCUUGUGGAGUGGGGAUCUUCCAUAAAAUUGGCUUGAAACGAUAUUCAAUGGUGUAUUCCACACAAAUUCAUCUGACUCACGCGAGAUAUGUUGGAAUUCCGACGCCAACCAGCUUUGUGCCGGGUAAGGUGCCAAGUUAUGAAGAAACUGUCUUGACAGAUGACGCAUACAGCGUAGGGUCUAUAACAAAAAAUCAUAGUGAUCGUGCGAGGAAAUUUAAGCAUAAAACAAACCUUCGUACAGUGGGGGACCUGAUCCAGUGGCAAAAAACGUGCCAUUGAUCGGAUGUAUCAAAAAUGUGGCAAAAUGCUUCCCUCUUCCAGUGAAAAAACUUCGUUUUGAAGGGCGCGCGCCCUUUUUCCUCACAAAAAGAGCGGGCGCGCUUUUGAAUUCUGAGUUUUUUCACUUGAAGAGGGAGGUAUUUUGCCACAUUUUUUGAUCCUUCCUGGAUGCAAAAUGGUACGUUUUUUGCCACUGGAUCAGGUCCCCCUCCGUACAAGGAUACCCUUUUCCGACAAAUAAAAUUUGUUGAUGGCUUGCAAUUUUGGUAGAGGUUCGAAUACAGUCAAGCCUCUGUUCAACGAAUCGCAAGCGACCAAGAAGUUUAUUUGUUAUGGAAAGGGUAUGUUGUAUGGAGCUUCAUUUCGCCCUAAAGUUGGCGUUUGGCACCUCCGGAAUUGCUUGCUAUAAAAAAUUUUUCGAGAUGGUUUUUGUUGGAUAGAGGAUCUAGUGCAUCAGUUUUUAGAGAACACCUGGACAUCCGCCUCAAAGAUGACGUUCAUGCAACGAGUUUGGAAUUUCCUUGCCAAUGUGAUCGUUGAGCCGUAUGUUAUUAGCAGCCAUAUCAGUGGAUUCAAUGAGAUUUUCAACCCUAUGGGCAAAACUGUUUAUGUAAGAAUUUUUAUACAUUGACGGACCUGAUCCAGUGGCAAAAAACGUACCAUUUUGCAUCCGGAAAGCAUCAAAAAUGUGGCAAAAUGCUUCAAGUAAAAAAACUUCUUUUUGAAGGCGCGCCCUUUCCCUCACAAAAAGAACGGGCGCGCUUUUGAAAUCAGAGUUUUUCACUUGGAGAUGGAAGCAUUUUGCCACAUUUUUGAUAAUUCCCGGAUGCAAAAUGGUACGUUUUUUGCCACUGGAUCAGGUCCGCCGCGGUAGUAUAUUUUUUUUGAUAAAAUACGGCAUUACAAAGUUGAAUUUUUUUUUAGGAUCUGAUGGCCGAAGGAGGAUACAUUUUCAUCAAUACUGAUGAGUUUGUCGAUUUUCCAAAGCCAAUAUCGCACAAAGUUGUGAACAUUGGAGGGAUUGGCAUGAAGAAAUUAUUGAGUAUACCACAAAGAUUACCUGCGGAAUACCAAAAAGUUUUCGACACCGCCAAAAAAGGAGUUGUUUUGAUCUCAUUCGGAUCCUUGGCCAGAACAGUGGACAUCCCAAUGAAAUCUCGCAAAGCCCUUUUCGAAGCUUUUAGACACUUUCCGGAAAUCAACUUUGUUGUAAAGUACGAAGAUAAGGACCAUAAACCAUUGGAGUUGCCAAGUAAUGUAUUUUUGGCGGAAUGGCUCCCGCAACCUGCUAUUUUGGGUGAGAUUUUUUGUUAAUAUUGGUUAAUACGUUUGGCACAAGCUUAUAGUGGGGGACCUGAUCCAGUGGCAAAAAACGUACCAUUUUGAUUCCGGGAAGUAUCAAAAAUGUGGCAAAAUGCUUCCCUCUCCAAGUGAAAAAACUCCGAUUUCAAAAGCGCGCGCGCUCUUUUUGUGAGGGAAAGGUCGCGCCCUUCAAAACGAGGUUUUUUUCACUUGAAGAGGGAAGCAUUUUGCCGCAUUUUUGAUACUUCCCGGAUGCAAAAUGGUACGUUUUUUGUCACUGGAUCAGGUCCACCACUGUCAUGUCAACGCAUUUGAUACUUCCGGGGCCAAUGCUCUAUCUGAAACUUUGCUUUAAAUCAUAGGGCGCAGCUCGGAGAACUUGCACGGGCGCAGCUCACGUCUUGGGCGCAGCCCGAAAACGAGGUGAAACCUAGCUCCGGCGAGCUGCGAAACGUUGUUUUUCGAGUUGCCCUACCAUUUUUCAGCUAACUUUCAGCAUACUUUCAGUUAGCGCAUUGGCCCCCGGAAUCAAAAUGGUAUGUUUUUUGCCACUGGAUCAGGUGCCCCACUGUACUUCGAGAGGGCCUCGAAGAUUUGAAAAUUUACAAGCGUUGCGUUGAAACUUUGAGGCUUUAACUAAAUUUCCAAUGUGUUUUAGCCAACAACAAAACACUCGCUUUUGUGACCCACGGCGGCCAGAACAGUGUUACCGAGUCGACCUAUGCCGGUGUUCCUUUGAUUGUUGUCCCAUUAUUUGGAGAUCAGUUUAGAAAUGCGGAGUCAGUCAAGGAACGGGGAGUUGCGGAGAUCCUGAGGAAACAGGAUUUGAGUUCAAAGCAAAAAAUUGUUGAUGUGUUUAGAAAGGUGAUCUAUAACGAUGAGUAAGUGUAAAAUCAUCAAAUUUUUUAACUACAUCGCGGUUUUUUUACGGAUUCUUUGUAUUUUAGCUACCAAAACACGGCAAACGAGCUGGCUAAAGUCAUGCUGGCGAAGCCAAUGUCAGCGGAUGAGAGAUUUGUAAGACAUUGUGAAUUUGGAGCGCAAUUCGAUAUCCAUCACUAUUUGGAUCUCCAAGGAAGGCAUCUCAAUUUCAUUCAGUAUAACAACUUGGAUGUGAUAGCUUUCCUAAUAGCCUUUACAGUCCUCACUUUGUACGUUUUGUACAGAAGGGCGGUCUUUAUUUUAACGUUUAGGGUUGAUAAGGCGAAAGAAGAGUAG